Molecule: messenger RNA, 1839 nt
Organism: Zasmidium cellare ATCC 36951
Lineage: Eukaryota; Fungi; Ascomycota; Dothideomycetes; Mycosphaerellales; Mycosphaerellaceae
Exons: 1
Coding region: 1-1839 (612 amino acids)
Source: RefSeq, a predicted model, not a curated record
AUGGUGGCUGAGACAGACUCGGCCAAGGGCCAAAGAAUAGCCCCAGAGAAACUCCUACCAUUCUCCGACGACUUUACCAGCACGGAAGAAUACGUUGACUCUCUUCUCAACUUUGUCAGAACGGACGAGCUCCUCAGGACACUAUGCGGCGGCGUACAUAUCCUCGAUUUCUUCACGAGUGAGCCAAGCCUAUAUUCCAAGAUUCUUUCUCAGGACUGGAGGGACUUUUUCUCUGGCCACGAAGUCAUGGAUCUGCUGGAUCUCUUCAUGCGGGAUGACCUCGACGAUACCACGACGAACCAGUCUGAUGAUGGACCAUCUUGGGAAGGUGGGACUCCUCCACCUCCGACUCUAUUGGACUAUCUGCGAACAGUGAGGAGGCAUCUUCUGAUCAGAACGCCUGGAGGAUCGCAAUGCUCUCGCAAUAGAGCUAUGAAGCCGACCCAGAAGCUGGCUAGGCAUGUUUCAGUUGGCAUGAAUGUUAAGAAGGUCCACGAAGUAGGCUUGUUCGCUUCCUAUCUCAACAGACUCACCACCGACUUUGCUGCAACCCAAGGACAAGACAUUUCGCAUUUGGUGGACUUUGGCUCGGGACAGAACUAUCUCGGGCGCGCACUCGCCAGCGAGCCGUACAAUAAGAAUAUCGUUGCCAUUGAAAGCAAGCAGGCAAAUGCUGAGCGAGCGAGAGAGUUCGAUGUCAUGGCCAAGUUGGCUGUGAAAGACAAGCUGAUGAGGAACAAGAAAGCAUUUCGACAGGGAAUGGAGGGACCCGAUACAGGAGUCACACCAAAGCCCGUUGUACCUGUCAAUUUGCCUACACCACCAGAGUCGAGUGCCGACGACGAGUCUACCGACGGCACCAAGGAAGCUCCCGAAGUCGAGACCCCUACCACAGGUACUGGCAAGAUCCAAUACGUCGAUCACCGCAUUCAAGAUGGUCAUCUAUCAGAUGUUAUCGAACGAAUCCCGGGCUCUUCAGGAAAUAAGAACUUGAUGGUAAUGUCUUUGCACUCGUGUGGAAAUCUCGUUCACCAUGGACUACGAUCCCUCAUCCUGAACGAAGACGUCAAGGCUGUGGCAAUGGUUGGCUGCUGUUACAAUCUCGUCACAGAGCGCCUCGGCCCAGCCACGUACAAACUUCCAGAGCUUCGACCAACAACACGCACACAUCCUCGACUGAAGAAGACCAGUGAAGCCUGCGACCCCAACGGCUUUCCCAUGUCUGCAAGACUCUGCAACUAUUACAACGACAGCGAUCCCGCCGGCCCCGACAAAGGCGUCCGACUCAAUAUCACAUCUCGCAUGAUGGCCGUGCAAGCGCCGUCAAAUUGGGGGCCAGAAGACAGCGAGAGCUUCUUCACGCGGCACUUCUACCGCGCCCUGCUACAGCGAAUCUUCCUUGACCGUGGCGUUGUUGGCCCUCCUCCCCCUGACUGUGUGGGCGGCAAGAGUCCUGCCGGUCAUACCAGUGGAGGAACCCCGAUCGUCAUUGGCAGUCUGAGAAAAGACUGCUACGAGAACUUCGUGUCGUAUGUCCGGGGUGCUAUGGCGAAGCUGCUCGUCGAUCCUGACAAGGGCGAUCUCUUCACCGAGAAGAUGGGUGACAUCACUGACGAGGAGAUAAACCGGUACUAUGAAGAAUACAAGUCACGGAAGAAAGAAUUAAGCGUGAUCUGGAGCUUGAUGGCUUUCUCCGCUGGUGUGAUCGAGGCAACCAUCGUCGUCGACCGAUGGCUUUGGUUGAAAGAGCAAGACGAAGUGCAAGAAGCGUGGGUAGAACCUGUCUUCGACUACAAGCUCAGCCCAAGAAAUUUGGUUGUGGUCGGACUGAAGAAAUGA